This is a messenger RNA of Trypanosoma theileri, 1440 nucleotides long. RefSeq names its product fructose-6-phosphate2-kinase/fructose-2,6-bisphosphatase. Gene Ontology annotation, molecular function: ATP binding; 6-phosphofructo-2-kinase activity; fructose-2,6-bisphosphate 2-phosphatase activity. The coding region runs from base 1 to 1440 and encodes 479 amino acids. Lineage: Eukaryota; Euglenozoa; Kinetoplastea; Trypanosomatida; Trypanosomatidae. Gene Ontology annotation, biological process: fructose 2,6-bisphosphate metabolic process. The transcript has a single exon. The record is from RefSeq and is a predicted model, not a curated record. Gene Ontology annotation, cellular component: cytosol.
AUGUCUCAUUCAACACUGCCGUUACAACGUGGCAUAACCAUAGAUGAUUCUUUAGAGGAUAACUGUAUUGACUUUUGUACAUUUGAAGGAUCUUCUCAGGAAGGAAAGGAAUGUGUAUUUCCUCCACGAUUACAAGUUUGUACUAAAGAUGAAUAUGAUUGCUUUGUUCAUCGAUAUUACGGUACUACUACUGCCGUUUUUUUUAUUGUUAGUUCUUCAACUCGAUGUAGCCUUGCGGCGCGUUUUUUUUGUACUAGAAUUUUGCAUUAUUUGCGUUGGUGUGGUGAAAGUGCAAUAUUCUUAUUAGCAGGUUCUGCGCAGCGUGGAAUAGAGGUUCAGAGCUUUGAAGAAGAUCCUAAUGCUUGGGAGAAGUAUAUUAAAGAUUGUCUAGUAAAAGCACUGGAGUACGUAAGUUCUAGACCCCCUCUUGGUUUUACUGCUGUUCCUGCAAUAAUUCUUCGUGUAGAUUGUGAAUCUAAGGAUGCGUUCGACAAACUACAUGAACUACUUCAUUCAACUGGAGCAUUUUUAGUCCGUCAUAUUUGGUUUAAUGAGGGUUGGCGAGAAAAUAAAUUUUCAUGUGAAAGUUACAUUGAUGUAAGUUUAAAAAGGCCGGCAUUUCGUGUGUCGCGUUCUCGUAGGAGUAUUGUUUGUUCAAAAGCAACUAGUUACCUCAAUAGCUGUCUCCCUGCUCUCCAUCGCGUAUACCUUCAGGAACCUUUAGUAGGUUCUCCUGAAGACACAUUAAAGUCUUUCUGUCCUGUUUUCUUUACUCGUCAUGGACAGUCGGAGUAUAACUUGCAAGAUCGCCUGGGCGGUGAUCCAGAUCUUACAGAUUCUGGAACAGAAGAUGCUCGUGCAGUUGCUAAUUUUUUUCGUCACCAGGUCCUAGACAACAAGCGUUUAUUCUCUUUGAGGGAUACGAAGUGGGAUAAUGAAGAAGGUUUUGAGGUUUGGUGUAGUCAACUAAAACGUACUCGGCAUACAGCCAAACCCUCUGCGGAUGUCCUCACAAACGGAAAGUGUAGAAUUUUUAAGCCGUUGAAUGAAAUUCACGCUGGAGUUUGUGAAGAUAUGACAAAUGAGGAAAUUAAACAUCUCUAUCCUACUAUUCAGUUUUUUCGAAACACUGACAAGGUGGGAUUUCGUUACCCAAAUGGAGAGUCUUACCGUGAUCUCAUGCGACGCCUUGAACCACUUCUCGUGGAUCUACAUGUCACACAUAAAUGUGUACUGGUUGUAGCUCAUCAGGCAGUGCUGCGAACAAUACUUUCAUUUUUUGAUGGCCCUUCAGUGGAAGAGGCAGUACAUAAGCCAUGUCCGCAUCGAACUGUUUGGUGUUGCACAUACAACCGAUUAGGUGAACCUCGUUUGGCGACCAUUACCCUUAAUCAACAAAAGUACAAUACUGAGGGAGACUGUAAGUGGAAUGGUUGGUAA